Messenger RNA from Protobothrops mucrosquamatus (brown spotted pit viper), 1071 nucleotides. It is a transcript of the gene CABCOCO1, whose product is annotated as ciliary associated calcium binding coiled-coil 1. The record is from RefSeq and is a predicted model, not a curated record. The transcript is spliced from 9 exons. Lineage: Eukaryota; Metazoa; Chordata; Lepidosauria; Squamata; Viperidae. Bases 1 to 897 code for a protein of 298 amino acids.
AUGGCGACCAAGGCAGCUGGGGCGACGGAGCGAGAGCGGGGGAGCGGCCCGGCAGUGCUGCCGGAUGAAGACAAAAUUAAUAAAGACGAAGAAGCCAUGGCUUGGAAACUUCUCUCACUUGCUGAGGUUAGCAUUAUGUUGGAACAAGACAUAGCAGGAGUUGAGAAGAGUCUGGAAGAGUUUCUGAAUCUGAAGCACCGACUGACUAAUUUGAAAGAAGCUGCAUUACUGGAUUAUUAUGUCUCUGGAUUUUGGUGGGCCAAAGGAUUAGACUUCUCAUCUGUGCAAAUUGGAGGAUUCCUGACUCUCCUGAAUUUGCUGCUGGAUAAUCUGGAGACCUAUCACAUGACCCUGGAAGAGAACAUCCAGGAACUUGCCAGCGCCAUGGCUGGCAUCGGGCUGAGCAAUUCGGAGAUAAGCAGCGGGUUUGAGUUCUUCACCAUAGAUCAAGCCAAAGCCAUCAUCAAUUACGUGAAGAGCAGCUUAUUCCAACAUUAUACGUUGUACGAGUAUCUUUUCCACAGUCCCAGGGAAGAACUGGUGACUGGAGAUGAGAAAGUGGUAGAGCUGGUCAGUCCCACAAAGACCCCCUUUCCUGCCCCCUUGGAAGAAGGCUUACCCAGUGACAUCUACUCCACGUACCUAGCUCUGACUCCAGGGGAAGAGGAGGAGGAAGAGGAGGUGACCAAGGAACCAGAAGGCAUUCCUGCAGAAGAGCCAGCUGAAGAACAAGUGACCGUGGAUCCUUUGAUGGGCUACACCAUGGAGGACAUUCGCUCGGUCCUGGGCCAGCUCACCAACGACCUCAUCACCAACAUCCAGUCUGAGAUCUACGAGAAGCUCCAACUUCAAGAAGACACUUAUUCAGCAAGAAUAGAGAAGCUGAAGAAAGCCUGAAGCCAUCAGAACAGCGGACCGAAGGGAAAGCACGUGCAAAUAAGGGAAAUUGAUCAAGGCCUCCUGUUCAUCGCUCUGCAAGUCAACAGAAGAGAAGAAACUUUUCCAAGCAAGUAACAACCCUGCUUUUUUUUUUCCCUUGCCCCAUUUUGUCAUUUGACUAAAUACAAUAAA